This is a messenger RNA of Mycena citricolor, 3758 nucleotides long. Lineage: Eukaryota; Fungi; Basidiomycota; Agaricomycetes; Agaricales; Mycenaceae. The record is from the annotation of a GenBank genome assembly.
UGUACUUUGCUCCAGUUGCUCCUUGUACUGCGGCCCUUGUUUUCGGGCUUUUGUAUUCAAGACGGCUUAUAAACAGCCUUGAAGACAACGAUGUCCAGCUUCCCUCGACGAUCUCACUCUGGACGAUUCCUCUUGCUUUGUGCACAGCGGAUCGCCGCGAUAUCUCAAGGCUGCUACAUUUCUCCCAGUUUUCGGUCGAGCUGGCGGUCGAAGAUCUCAGCUGAUACGCGCAGACAGGAGGUCUAGAAGUGGCUGCCACUGGAGAUCAAUAACCACAAGGCCCAGAUCAACAGAUCUUUCUUAUGAACGCAUCAGACUGAAAGGAGAUGCUCCCGGAAACGCCAUGUCCAUGCCCCUUGCGAACUGACGUCUGGCAGGAAAGUGAAGCUCGCCUGAGAACAGGAGAACACAAGGAGGGGGAGCCGAGAGUGUCGUCAGAGUGAACAUGGCUGAGGACCAUGUAACUCGAUCAUUAUCUUGAGGGCAGCGGCAAAGGGCGCAUGUGGCAAGGAAAGUACAAGGACUGGUGAGUUUCGGGAACAAGGGCGGGAGCCAAAAACGUCUCUUGACACGUGAGGUGAGGAAGGCUGAGAAAUUGAUCACUCCCGGACGCUUGACAGUCUGUUAACCCGCGUCCCAGGGGACGACGGGUGCCAGAUCCAUAGCCUGACGCCGGUUGAUUGGUAGGGUACGACCGUUCUGCGGCACCGUUGGGUGCAGCGACGACGAGCUGGGAGGAUUUUACUUUUCACUUCUGCACUCCGCGUGUCAAGCUCUUGGACUCGCGUGGGCGGGAACAAGGGGACAUCCCGAUAAGGACUGCGUUGGCAAUAAAGAAACGUCCAAAUGCGGUUAUGCGUCAGAAAUCAGAUUCCGUGGAACCUAACACGUGCUGGGGUCCAGGUGAGGUUCGCUCUGCAGGGCGUCAAGGAGACGACUGUGCUGUGGGUUCCAGAGUAUGAGAAGUUGUCGGAGCGUACGAGGAAUGUCUUUUACUCUGCUCACAAAGCACAAUGCCGCUCUGUACAUGCUAUGUUUCUGAAUGAUGUCGCUGAUGAUGGGCGCUGGUGCCCGGGGUCCCUGCCUUGCGGCCACCCUUUCCCCUUCGCUUCGAGCUUUGGAACAUCCGAUGCUUCACCUGUCCUUAUAAGGGCGAACAAUAGAAAAGGAUAACGUGCCCCCAUUGUUCGCUCGUUUGGGAUCCCUCUUCCACCACGCCCCAGUCGAUUCUCAAUCAUCCAGGAGCGCUAUGCCUGCCCUUCGCUCAGCUUCUCGCCGGACCAGUGGAGGUUAUGGGAGGAGGAGGAGUUCAAUCGCGCCGCUCGUCGCCAAACCCGGGACGUACGGUUAUGCUGCUCCCACCGCCCCAUCUACUAUCCUCCCCGACGCGGCCAGUGCUUCGUCUUCAUCCUUGACACCCUCCAACCAGGCGACGGUGACCUUCGCGCCCAAUGUGACGCCGAUUACGUACAACGCCCCGUCCCCCGAUGAUCCCUCGUGCGACGAUCUGCCACGCCCAGGGGACACGGACGUCACUGCCCCGCUGUUCCCGCCGAGCAAUCAGCCUGCGCCGGCACCAAGGAGGAAACGGGUUGCACCUGGCAAGAGGCGCAGUCUGGGGUACAUUCCUCGCCCACCCAACGCAUUCAUGCUGUUCCGUGCGAACUUUGUGAGAUCGAGGCAUAUCCCUGGCAGCCUAGAAGCCACGCACAGCAGUCUCAGCAAGAUCAUCGGCACCGUCUGGCGCUCGCUGUCUCUGCGCGAGAAGGCCACAUGGGAGAAGAAGGCGAAGGACGCCAAGGCGGAACACAAGAUCAUGUACCCCGACUACAAGUUCCGACCCGUCCACGGCAAAGCGCGCGCGCCCAUCGGCUCGUACUCCAACAGCGAUUACAACGCCGCGCGGACGAUCAAGCACGAGAUGGAGGAGAAGCGAUCGGAGGAUAUCGCAUCGCUGUUGCUGCAGGGGAAGAAAGGCGACGAGCUCACUGACGCGGUGAAUGAACUCGAUGUGCGCCGACGCGCCGAAUACGCGCUGUCCAAGAGCGAGACUGCCACCGACCGGGCGUUCACAGACUCGCCGUCUCCUGGUCCCGAACUUUUGUACAACCCCAACAUUCCCGAUGGAUAUGGUACGGAUGUGCCGAUGUCGAUGCCCAAGUAUCCGCACCCGCUCAACUUGGAUCCUGGCGCUUUUUAUCUCUCCCGGGAUGUGAGCUCCCCACCGUCUUCGACGUUGACCGCGGGAUCUCCGUAUCAGAUGCCGCUGCCUAUGCCCCUGUACCAGCAGCAGCAGCAGCUCGAUUCCUCUGAUCGUUGGAGACACCGUCGGAGCUCUAGUGUACCGCUGCCGACCGAAUGCCACUAUGGACCAUUUUACGGACACGAUGAAGCGACCAUGAGCGUCAAUUCCAAUGCGCUGACGCUUCCUCCCAUUCAUUUCCCCAUCGACCACACCAACGUCGGUUCGUGGAUGCUGCCCCCGCCGCCGACCGCUGCGGAAGAUUCGUUGUCGGGUGCUGCGAUCGGCAUCAGCGCGGGUUCACAGCGGAUGUCGUUAUCGUGGGGUUCGAUGGGGUCGACUGGUUACAUGCGACCGAGCUUCAGCUUCGGGUUCCGCAACUCGUAUUCGUCGACGUGGUAUGCUGCUGGUGGAACCGGUUACGCUGCGAACACUUUUGAUCCGAUCGGCCGCCGGGCAAGCAGUGCGCAGGCGUUCUUCUCCCCGACGUCGUUCAAGUUCAACACUUGCGGCAGCGACGCUGCAGAGUAUGAGCAGCAGCUGCCGGAGGAGCUUCCGGAUGCGGACACGUCGCUUUUCCACCCGGGUUUCCUGAACACCUUUGGUGGAGCGCCGGUUUCCGAGCUGGCGAUGGCGAACUUCGAAGUACAACAGGCGUCCGUGCUGCACGCACCCCAGCCGAUGAACCCUGUCUCCCCGCUGAACUCGGUCGAAUUCCACCCGCCCGCGCCUCAGUACUCGGAGCCGCCCGCGCCUGAAGUGUACGAUGUCCAAGGCCCUGUUGUCAUGGAAUCUUCGACCCCGACGCCAGUUGCUCAGACCUCAUCGCUGUCUCCGCAACUGCAGUACCCAGAGUCUGCUGCUCCUACUCCUGCGCCUGAGCCGGUGCAUUACCCCCCGUUCGAGUUUGCGUCUGAUUCAGGAGAACUGCAUUUCGCUGCGCGGCCGUCGAUCGACAUCGGAAUGUUGAUUGCGAAACCGGUCGAUAUGGCAUAUGCAGCGAGCUACGCAAACGAGUUCGAGUAGUCGCACGACGAUCCAUCUGCUCAGAUGUCCAUGGGUUCUUCCUCCUGCUUGUUUUUAUAAUCUUGACCCUGAUUUCUGGUUUCUGCUCUGCCGUAUAUCAUGUAGCCAUAGCCAGCGCCGCUUCCUCAGAGUGGUGCAUCCCCCGAUUUCCCAAGUACCCACGUCUCUUGUAAUGACUGUAUACUAAUUAUUGUGUAUUUAUAAUCCAGUAUCAGGUUUCAUCAGCUUUAUGUGGCUGUGCGCAGGUCCUGAUCUGACCUGCGAGUCUAUCCACUUGCUACAUCGAUAUCCCUUAGGCCAUAGAACUCGACAUGAACGAUUCUCCCGCCGGCAUCAGUGGCGGUUUGACUUUGAUCUUGGCGGUUAUGUUUGCUAUUCAGUUCCGAUUUCCGCCUGUAACGUGGGCCGCUUGACUGCGGGAUAGUCGAUAUCUAGUGUCGUAGUUUUCGGAGCCAGUUCCAUCAUUGAGACCGAUGGAAAGCGGAGUAAC